AUGCUAAUACUAUUCUCUUUUCUUGUGUUAACUUAACAAUAAAAGGAUGUAGAAUUUGAUAAUAAAAAUUAUUGGACCUUGAUUGAUAGAAUCUCUAGCGAUAAUGUCUAUAGGAUCAAAAAUUUAACCAAUCCUUAUUAUUAUGUCUAAGUUACAUUGUUUUAAGACGAUUGGUCUUUUUUACUUAAUUAUGAUCUUAAUUAAAUUCCAAAUUUAAACACAUCUAGGGGUGAUUACAUAAGGUAUUACAAUAGAUAAUGAAUAAGUUUUUAUGAAAAGAGAAGAACCAGAUUUCUUAAAAUAGAACCCAAUGGCAAAAUUAUUUACAUCACUGCACAUUCUAAUAGCUCUAGGGGAAAUUAUAAUAUAACCAUAUGGGGAAGCAAAGAUGAGUAUUGUGAUAAUAGUUGCUCGAAUUAGGGAGAGUGCUAUGUAAAUAUAAAUUCUAUUUUAGGAGGAUGGAUGCGAAUGUAUAGCUGGUUAUGUAGGUUCUGAUUGCCAUUAAACGGCUAUGGAAAUUCAAGAGGAUAAAAAUGAGAUAUACUUUUAUGGAAACGAGACACAAUUCUUCUAUCUGAACAUAGAUGGUUAUGAUUAAAUGGACAUUUAAUUAAAGCUAAGCGUAAAUUAUAAACUCAAAAAUAGACCAACAGUUAUUAAGGGAUUGAAAUAAUAUUGCAACUAACAGAUGCAUUAAUCAUUCCAAGUCAAUAUCAAUUGAGUAAUGAAGAGAGCUAUAUAAAACAAUCCAAAAUUUAUGACACUUAGCCAUUAGACUUAAUCUUUUAUAGUCUUAGUCCUUCCAGCGACAAUAUCUAACUGGUUUUUGCAGCAAGACCCAUAAAUAGUCCCUUAGAUACUAUUGUUUGCAUUUUAACAAUAGAACUCUCAAAAUAUGAUAAGUCCGAAAAUACUUUUUCCAUAAUAGUAAUAAUUAUCAUUGUCGUUGUUAUCUCAGUAGCAGUGAUUAUAAUUAUUAUAUUGUUUUUUAUAUGCAAAAGCAUUAGAAAGAGAAAAAUGCUAAGAAUGUAAGCAAGAUUAAGAAUGGCUAGAUUAGAAGGUCAGCAAUAAAAUCAGAUCACUUAAUAAUAAGAUUAUGAAAAUCUUUAUGAUUUACUCACUCCGAUUCCAAUUUAAGAUUGUAAUAAUUAAGAUAGUUGUGCCAUUUGUUUAGAUAACUUAAACAAUAAUUAAGAAGUCAGAUAAACCCAUUGCCAGUAUUCAAUACUCAUUAAUUUAGUCAUAAUUUUCAUUCUCUCUGUAUAAAAGAGUGGCUUUAGAAAAAUAAAAAAGAAUGUCCAGUUUGCAGAUCAAAUUUAGCCAUUAAAGAUGUUAAGACCAAUCAAGAACCAAAUAAAUGA
Paramecium octaurelia is the source of this 1361-nucleotide messenger RNA. The record is from the annotation of a GenBank genome assembly. NCBI's taxonomy places the organism in Eukaryota, Ciliophora, Oligohymenophorea, Peniculida, Parameciidae.